Molecule: messenger RNA, 733 nt
Organism: Papaver somniferum (opium poppy)
Lineage: Eukaryota; Viridiplantae; Streptophyta; Magnoliopsida; Ranunculales; Papaveraceae
Product: putative invertase inhibitor
Exons: 1
Coding region: 68-631 (187 amino acids)
Molecular function (GO): enzyme inhibitor activity
Source: RefSeq, a predicted model, not a curated record
UGUCACAGUUUUUCUACAGAGAGGGGAAAAAUAAAAGACCAUAUUUGACAAAAGUUCAAACAAAAAGAUGAAUCCAUCAUUCUCAUUACCCUCCUUCUUCAUUGUUUUUCUUGUUCUCAACUUUCAUAAUGUAAAUGGUGAUUUAAUUAAGGAUGUAUGCAAGAAUGCUUCCAAAAACACGCCUCCAGUCAAAGAGUUCAAAGUUGAAUAUGAUUUCUGUGUCGCAUCUCUGAUGGCAAACCCUAAGAGUAAAGAUGCUGAUCUUCGUGGACUCGGAAUAAUAUCAAUGCAGACAUGUCUACAAAAUGCAACUUCUGUUCAUUCUUAUAUCGCUCAACUCUUGAAAGACCGAAAAACACAACCGAUUGCAAAGUCAUCCAUAAGGAGUUGUUUACAUGAAUAUCGGGGUGCUAUUCGUUCUGUUAAAAAAGCUACUGCAAGUUUUAAAACUAAAGAUUUCAGUAGUGCAAAUAUACAAAUGAGUGCUGCCAUGGAAGCUUCAAUUCUGUGUGAAUAUGAGUUUGAGGAAGUUCUUCUUGGUCCCGCUUUGCCUUCUCCAUUGACCAAACAAAAUGGCGAUUUCUUUCAGCUGACUGGAAUUUCUCUUGCCAUUACUAAUAUGGUAAAAUAAUCUAUUUGUUUCAUGCACUUGAUAUGGUGCAUUGCGUAUUGAGUUUAUUUUAAAUAAAGGAAAAGUUUUGAUUUUUUUUAUAUAAUAUUUGAAUUUGUUCUC